Molecule: messenger RNA, 1569 nt
Organism: Wallemia ichthyophaga EXF-994
Lineage: Eukaryota; Fungi; Basidiomycota; Wallemiomycetes; Wallemiales; Wallemiaceae
Exons: 2
Coding region: 1-1569 (522 amino acids)
Biological process (GO): transmembrane transport
Cellular component (GO): membrane
Molecular function (GO): transmembrane transporter activity
Source: RefSeq, a predicted model, not a curated record
AUGAAAGAUUCACCAGAAAUCUCACGAAUUGGCGACACUCCAGAACCACCCGACGAGCAUGCGGAGUUCUUACUCAAAGCCGAGAAGAGAGUGUUAAGGAAGAUUGACUUGCGAAUCCUCAGCUUGACUGCUCUGGCUUACCUCCUUAACCAUAUUGACAAAACAAAUUUAGCAAAUGCCAAAAUAAUGAACACUGACACUGAGAACGAUUCCAUGGUAGACCAGCUCGAUCUCCAGGGCAGCCGCUUUGGAAAUGUCAUCCUUACGUACUACUGUAGCUUUAUAUUAGCUGAGUUGGUUGGAAACUACUUUCUGAAACUAAUGGGUCCCAAACUCCAUAUAUCUCGGAUUGUCAUCAGCUACGGUAUAGUAUGCGCUUGCUCAGCUGCUGUGCAAUCCUACGAAGGCAUGAUCAUCAAUCGAUUUUUCCUCGGACUGUGCCAGGGUGGAUUGUAUUCAGGCGUUUUAUAUUACUUCUCCAUUUGGUACAAUGAUACCGAACGUGCUCUUCGCUUUGCCAUCUUUGUCUCAUUUUCAACCCUCUCAACUGCAAUAUCCGGUCUAAUUGCCACUGGCUGCUCCUAUAUGAACGGACUAGGGAGCCCUGCUUUGGAAGGUUUCCGAUGGCUCUUCCUGCUUGAAGGCAUUGUGACCGUCGUCGUUGGUGUUUUGAUCUUUUUCUUGCUCCCAGACUAUCCUGAAGAUGCCAAAUUUCUUACCCCUGAGGAGCGUACAAUUGCAGUGAACAGACUGGGAACAUCAAUAAUAAAAAACGACGAUGGUUUUAAGAUGAAAUCUGCCUUGGGCGUAUUUAAGCAAUUUGAUUUCUACUUCGUUUCUGUGGUGUGGUUGCUUCUUGCCCAUGGCACUGCUGCGUUCUCUUUUUUCGCACCCAGUAUCAUCAAUGACCUAGACCCAAGCUUCCAAGGUAUUAUUGCACAGUGUCUGUCGGUUCCACCAGCCAUUCUGGCGUCUUUAUUGACUGUAGCAUCUGGGUAUUUAUCAGAUAGAUUCAGAAAUAGACCUGCGUUCAUCCUAUUAGGUGUUGUUUUCGUCAGUUGCGGCUAUUUGAUCUUAGCUGUUGAUAAGAAGGUGCUAGUUGGACGGAUGGCGGCGGUAUUUCUCGUGGCCUUGUCUAACGUUGCCAUUAUCAAUGUAGCCGCUUACCGCGUUAGCAUACAGAGCAGAAGAGAAGAUGCUGACAGUACCGCUGUAGCCGUCGGCAGUAGUGCAUCUUCAGCUAUCUCAAAUAUAUCGGGUAUAACCGCACCCGUCAUUCUUGAUAGCCAGUUGGAGUUUGAAUUUAAGUGUUAUAUCCUCAUGGCUCUCUUCUUAGUCUCAGGUCUUAUGACUAUCUUCUGCUGGUGGUACUACGGUCCGGGUGUGAAUUCGGACGAUACUUCACAUGAGCCUACAAAGAUUCCCCCUUAUGAAGCUACAGAUGGAGUCCAGUUUGAACCGAAGGAAAAAGGUAAAGAGGACACUAAACAGACGGAAGAAAUCGAAGAGAAGAGCAAAGAAUCUAUUGAAGCUUUUGAUACGGAUUCGCAUAAAUCAAAUGUGGUCUGA